AUGGUCAAACUUUUCGUAGUUCUUCUGUUCGUGGGUGCAACUUUGUGCGUAGAAAUUAAAACGCCCAUCAAUCAAACAGUACCAUGCGUUAGUACCGAAAAUGAUUUGUGGGAGCUUCAGAAGUAUCCUGAUGACUGUCGUUUGUUCAUAUUUUGUAUGAAUAACAUAGGAAUAGUAGGAGAGUGCCCCGAUGAACUAUAUUUCAAUCCAGAUGAUCAAAAAUGCGACUUACGAGAGAACGUUGAGUGUGAAGACUCAAGCGAAACUACAACUGCUGAAAAUGAAGAAGAUACGGAAAUUACAACGGAACCAACAGACCAAACAACGAAUGAGGAGACUACAAUCGAUGUGACAAUCAGUGAUGAGCCCACAAAUGACGACACCACAAUUGAAGAAACGACAAUCACAACCACCGAAGACGAAAAUACUACCGACGAUGAUACAACUACUGACGAUGGUUCGGAGGAAAACUGUGAACCAUUGUGUGCAGAAUUUCCACCGUGGGGAGGCCAGAUAGCGGAUCCAAAUGAUUGCCAACGAUUCGUCAGCUGUGUCAAUCGAUGUCAGGGAGCCAUCAUGUUCUGUCCAAGGGGAUUGCACUUCAAUCAACUGAAGAUGGUGUGCGAUAUCCCGCAAAGAGCGGAGUGUCUACAAGAAGUAUGUUCAGAUAGAGAAGAUGGAUUGCACGCCAGUGCUAACAGUUGUCGUAUGUUUUAUGCAUGCGUUCAAAAUAACGCACUUUUAUGGUCAUGUGGAGAUACCCAAGUUUUUGACCCUGUCAGAUUAGAAUGUGUACAAGAAGAUGAAACCAAUACUUGCGAGACUCCAGAAAUCCCGUUGGCUCCGAUUGAAGUCGUGAAUGAAUGCACUGAUGUUGUGGAAUCACAAAACCUAAGACAUCCUUAUCUGUGUGAUGUGUAUUACUGGUGCGUUAAAAGAUAUCUUUUUCCUCGGCAAUGUCAGUCGGAAUUAUAUUUCGAUGCGGAUGCACAAGCUUGUAAUCUAAGCAAAUUAGUAGAUUGUACCAUAAAUUGAACUCGAGUUGCGUAGUUUCUGUUGAGAGUUAUAUGAUAUUACGGAAACAAUUUGAGAAGAUGCAGGUAAACACACGAAUAAUAUUCAAUUUUAUUAUAAAAAUUGAAAAAUAUUAUCUAAAUA
Malaya genurostris is the source of this 1158-nucleotide messenger RNA. RefSeq lists its product as uncharacterized. The transcript has 3 exons. The record is from RefSeq and is a predicted model, not a curated record. Gene Ontology annotation, molecular function: chitin binding. Lineage: Eukaryota; Metazoa; Arthropoda; Insecta; Diptera; Culicidae. The coding region runs from base 1 to 1035 and encodes 344 amino acids. Gene Ontology annotation, cellular component: extracellular region.